AUGGACUUGCCAUCGAAGCCGAUCCCUUGCCUAGGAUCCCUCCAACCACGGCCUGCAAAUUUUAACAUCAAUGAGCUCGCAGACUCGGGUAGAGACCGAAGUUGUCGGGAGCUCCAACGACUGAGAAGGUUCAAUCAGCCCCGACCCGGGACUUUGCAGCUGGCGGGUGCAUCGUUCUCAUUGAAAAUGCACGCGCCCGGAAAAUCACCGGUGUUUGCCGUGUAUUAUUCAAUUCUGGCUGCUUUCGGCGUUCCAGCCAAUAUUGUGACAAUCGCGAUUUUAUCCCAGGGAAAGUGCGGCCUCUCAAAGUGUAUCACGCGUUACCUGGUGUCCAUGGCCGUGGCGGAUUUCCUGGUCGUUAUCACCGCUGUGAUAUUAAGUCGACUCCGAGCGAUUUAUUUCCCAGUUAGUUUCUUGUCCACCACUCCGGGUUGCAGUAUUGUUACCGUCCUCAGUUGGGCUUCUAAAGACACAUCGGUUUGGUUAACGGUCGCUUUCACAUUCGAUCGAUGCAUUGCCAUUUGCUGUCAGCAGCCGAAACUCAGGUAUUGCACCGAGAAAACCGCGGCUGUCGUUAUUGGAAUAAUUUGCGCUCUCGGUUGUUUAAAAAACGUCCCCUCUUACUUUCUAUAUGAACCCGUGUAUGGGAUUGAUAACGUGCCCUGGUACUGCAAGAUAAAAGACAUGUAUUAUACUGCAAAUGCGUGGAGAGUUUAUGAUUGGCUGCGCCGUAUUUUAAACCCGUGCGUCCCUUUUCUCCUCAUUUUGGUGUUCAACGCUCUGACGGUCAAGAUUAUUUUAAAUGCAAGCAGAGCCCGCAGGAGGCUCCGGGCCCAUUGUAAUGGCGAUAAGCUGAGUGACCCGGAGAUGGAGAGCAGGAGGAAGUCCAUAAUUUUACUCCUGGCGAUCUCUGGAAGUUUCAUGCUGUUGCGAUUAACUUUUCUUGUGAAUUUUAUAUUUGUUCAAAUGACAAGCAGCAACUAUGCAAAUAGUUCCAAUUCCACUGACCCAAGGUUUAUUUUGCAAGAAAGCGGAUACAUGUUGGAGCUUCUCAGUUCCUGCACCAACUCAUGUAUAUACGCUGGGACCCAGACUAAAUUCAGGAAACAGUUGAAGGACACUGUCAAAUUCCCCUUCAAACUAAUGAGCAGCAGCUGA
Leucoraja erinaceus (little skate) is the source of this 1158-nucleotide messenger RNA. RefSeq names its product probable G-protein coupled receptor 139. The record is from RefSeq and is a predicted model, not a curated record. Gene Ontology annotation, biological process: G protein-coupled receptor signaling pathway. Gene Ontology annotation, cellular component: membrane. Lineage: Eukaryota; Metazoa; Chordata; Chondrichthyes; Rajiformes; Rajidae. The coding region runs from base 1 to 1158 and encodes 385 amino acids. Gene Ontology annotation, molecular function: G protein-coupled receptor activity. The transcript is spliced from 3 exons.